This is a messenger RNA of Eremomyces bilateralis CBS 781.70, 1134 nucleotides long. RefSeq lists its product as uncharacterized. The transcript has 6 exons. NCBI's taxonomy places the organism in Eukaryota, Fungi, Ascomycota, Dothideomycetes, Eremomycetales, Eremomycetaceae. The record is from RefSeq and is a predicted model, not a curated record. Gene Ontology annotation, cellular component: nucleus; cytoplasm. The coding region runs from base 136 to 1134 and encodes 332 amino acids. Gene Ontology annotation, biological process: intracellular signal transduction; protein phosphorylation. Gene Ontology annotation, molecular function: ATP binding; protein serine/threonine kinase activity.
GUCAUCCAUUCAUCUCUCAGUGGUUCCAACCCCCUAAGUGUUUCACUUGACUUCAGAGUCUUUUCCAUGGCCAGUUUCAUUCUUAGUCCUCGGUCACCUUGAUAUUGCAGACCCUCAUAGAAAUCGAGCAGCUUCAUGGCGGGAUUCUUUCGCGCCAACGUCGCAGCGUCAACCCCACCAACAUUUUCCGCUUCUGCACUCUUCGCCUUCAACGUCGAAAGCCAGUCGGCGUACGGAACAACCUUGAUCGGCUCCGGAGAUGGAGCCGGAUCUUCGAGCGUCUUCUGUAUGGGAAGGAGAAGGGACGACCAAGGCACAGGCUCCACAUCGACCGCCAUCCCCAUCGCGACUAGUUAUCCCAAGCGCUGCGAUCAAACAACCCCCGAGGAAGAGACCGUCAUCCUGUAUUUCCACAGCGAGGCGUUGAUCUACUCCUUCUCGUCGAUCGCAGAGUCGCCGUAUAUCUUCCAACUACUUGAGGAGAUCGAAGAGCCGGAAAAGCGAUGUAUGCUCUUCGAAUGGAUGGACACGACGCUCUGGGACGCGCGGACGGAGCCGUUCGAUGCGAAACUAAAGAUAUUCAAGUCAGUGGCGCGGUUGUGCUUGAAGGAACUUCACCCAAAAAAGGUUGUCCUCAGUGGCUUCUCAAGCCCUUCGCCAACCGUCAAGAUUUCUGACCUGGGCUGGAUCAUGUCGAUGAAUUCUCCCGAUGGGUCCCGAAAGUCCUAUUACCAAUGGAUCCAAGGGCCGUCUCUUCGCGCACCCGACGUGUGGCGAGGAGCGGAGGACUACUCCACCGUCAUGGACGUGUGGUCCAUCGGCGUUCGUCUUGCGGAUUGGAUGGGCGACAAAGCUCACUUUGGGCCCCGUGGAUGCAUAAUCGAGACUGACGAGCCGAUCGAAACUACCCAAGCUGUGUGGGCCAUUGUGAAGCUUCAUAAGACCCUAAACCAGCCCCUUUCUGAGUCGCUGAAGGACAAAGAAUAUGUUCUUAAAGCGAGUCUUCGGGAGCAGAUGGAACAGCUGCAGAUGCCGUCCGGGAAUAUCGGCUUCCUAGAGACAUUGCUCACAGUGAAUCCGGAUAGACGACCGUCGCCGGCCGAAGCACUGGAUUUGCCGUUCGUCAAGGAAUAG